Daphnia pulex (common water flea) is the source of this 2384-nucleotide messenger RNA. RefSeq lists its product as uncharacterized. Lineage: Eukaryota; Metazoa; Arthropoda; Branchiopoda; Diplostraca; Daphniidae. The coding region runs from base 446 to 2230 and encodes 594 amino acids. Gene Ontology annotation, molecular function: protein binding. The transcript has 7 exons. The record is from RefSeq and is a predicted model, not a curated record.
AAAAAAAAAAUUCAAAAAUCCUGAGAAAACGGUGGCGCUGCCGUCAGCUUCUUCUCACCUCCACCAACACACAACAACAAUUUCGUGCUGCAAAAAAGCCAAAAACCUCGUGAAAGCCUUCCCCCUUUUUCUAAAAAUACGACCGAGCGAGCAGCCAUCCAUCCAUCCAGCAGCAGCAGCGUUCCUACAUUGCACACAUCCUUGUUUUAACUUUGAGAGGCGCCAGUAUUAUUGCGUCCGCUGCAACAACUGGAACAACGCAGCAGCUGCCAGCACUCUCAACCGAAAAACAACACGCACGAAAAAUAUGGCCGCCGCCAUCCGUCGUUGAGGAGGGCGGAAGAAAAAAAAAGAAAAUAACUUUUGGUGUGUGUGUGUGAAAGUGUAGAGUGUGUCCUGGAAAUAAUUCCUGCCUGUUAUUAUUGUGUGUGCUCCGGUUGACAACAUGGCAGCACAGAGAUCCAGUCUGGGUAAUAAUGACGUGCCACCGGUGGUUCCCGGCCGAAGUCGUUCACCGUCCUACAUCCGGAGCAUUUCCGCUUCUCAAUUGCCGACCACCACCAUGUCCUCACCAAACAACAACAACAACAACAACAACAAUAAGCCGCCACCCGUUCCCAGGAAUUCACUCAUCAGGAGCAAAAGUGCUCAACUCUACCAACAACAACAGGCUAGUCAAGUAAUGACGCCGUUACCUCAUCCCCCAAUUCAAGUGAAAAACAACCACCACCACCACCCACUCAACGAUCCUUUUGCAGCAGCUGGAACCCAUCACCACAACAACAACAAUAACAACAUGAAAGAUUUGCCGGAAUCAAUUCCGGCUGAACCGGUUUUGAUGUCCAAAAGUUUUUCGUUCGAGUCGCCCAAUGGCGUCAGACGCAAAAUUCCCGUCACGCCCGUCCUCUCCACCGGCCCGAAAAAAUCCAGCCAACAUCACGACACUCUUCACUAUCGACAUGGAACUCUGGUCUUUCCGUCCGACUCGAUUGGCCAGCCCAACAAAUCCAUCGGCUCUAUUCCCGUCCAGUUGAAUUCGCCCAGUCAAAGUCCGUCAGAGGCUGUGAUGAGUCCAGCAGCAGGGACAGCACCAGUCAUCCACCACCACCAGUUCAGCCAUCCGGCAGCGAUUUUCAAUCAAUUCGUCGUGUCGCUGGUCGAUCACAGCCUCUUGAAAUUGUGCCAGGACGGUGACGUCGGGACUCUGUCACGAUACCUCGCCCUCCAUCACGAAAAAGUUCCAGCCAGGAGCCUCAACGCCGUCGAUGCCACUGGGAAAUCGAGUUUGUUACACGCGGCCAUGACGGGAAAUGUUCCCAUCGCCCGUCUACUCGUCAAAUUACCCGGACUGGACGUGAAUUUGGCGGAUAACGAAGGCAACACGGCCCUUCACCUGGCCGCUCAAGCAGGUCACGCCGAUAUCGUCAGUCUACUCACGUUGUGUCCCAAUCUGACCAUCGACAUCCGCAACAACGCCGGCCUAACCGCUUUGAUGAAAGCUUCGCUUCAGGGGCGUGUCCGGUGCACUCGACUGCUGCUAUUGGCCGGCGCUUCGCCCGUCCUGAGAGAUUUCGGCCGGGGAUUGUGUUCGGUCGAAUGGGCCCGACUGACGGGCCGCAGCAAAUGCGUCGAAAUCAUCGACAAGUACAUGGACAAGAUGCAACUCAAUCCGGGACUGGGAUUGAAAUCCUUCCAUCACGGCGGCGGAGUGGUGGCCUCAUCCGAGCCCAGUCUCCAGCAAUUCUCCAAACGAUCCUCCCUCGUUCUCCUCCCGUCUUCCAAGACCAAAGAUUCUUGGGUGAAGAAUACUUUGAAAAAAGCUAUUCGCAUCGUCAGCGGAGGAUCGGAUCCGCCCAGCAAUAAAGGAUCGACUUUCAGCGUCGCAUCUCAAUUGACUGGCAGCGGAGUGAUGAGCGCCAGUGUCUUACUGCCCGGCGAUCCUUCCAGGCGAUCCUCGAUGCCCGUUUUACCGACCAGUUCCGGUGGUGCUGGUGGAGGAGCUUCUGGAUUUGUUGCCGAACUUUUUGAUCGCCACCGAUCGCAAUACCAGGGCCGAUCAUCGCAUCAGCAUUCGAAUUUCGUGGUCCCGCGGAUUCAAGUUUCCUAUUGGAGCAACACGGCGGGCGGCAACAUCCCCCCACCGCCUCUGGGCACUCCGAAGGUCAUCCCGCCCGAAAUGAGACCGAGCCACAGCAGUCGGCAACGAUCAAGAAGUUCCAUUCGAUCUUGAAUCUGUUAAAUUUAACUUAAAUGAAAAAGAAAAAAGAUGAUUAAUGCAAUAUAAUAAAUAAUGAGAGCUAUUUAAUGAAAUUGAACGAAUCAAAACAUUUUUUAUUGUUACAAUCUAAAAGAAUGUUUGUGAAUAAAUAAAUGUUAUGUGUACG